Molecule: messenger RNA, 2111 nt
Organism: Tribolium castaneum (red flour beetle)
Lineage: Eukaryota; Metazoa; Arthropoda; Insecta; Coleoptera; Tenebrionidae
Gene: Vha55
Product: Vacuolar H[+]-ATPase 55kD subunit
Exons: 5
Coding region: 51-1541 (496 amino acids)
Biological process (GO): proton transmembrane transport; ATP metabolic process; vacuolar acidification
Cellular component (GO): proton-transporting V-type ATPase, V1 domain
Molecular function (GO): proton-transporting ATPase activity, rotational mechanism; ATP binding
Source: RefSeq, a predicted model, not a curated record
CUUGUGCAGUUGCUGAUUUUGGUUGGGCUGUGGAAGACGUGUUGUGAAAGAUGUCUUAUCAAAAUAGUAUAUCCUCAAAACAGGCCGCUCGGGAGCACGUUUUGGCGGUUUCCCGUGAUUUCGUGUCUCAACCAAGACUCACUUAUAAAACUGUAACUGGUGUAAAUGGACCGUUGGUUAUUUUGGACGACGUCAAGUUCCCCAAAUUCAACGAAAUCGUCCAGCUCAAGCUGUCCGAUGGGAGCAUACGUUCGGGGCAAGUGCUGGAAGUCAGCGGCUCCAAAGCCGUCGUCCAGGUCUUCGAGGGCACGUCGGGGAUCGACGCCAAACACACCGUGUGCGAGUUCACUGGCGACAUCCUGAGGACGCCCGUGUCCGAGGACAUGCUGGGGCGCGUCUUCAACGGCUCGGGGAAGCCCAUAGACAAAGGUCCCCCAAUCCUCGCCGAGGACUUCCUGGACAUCCAGGGGCAGCCCAUCAACCCCUGGUCGCGUAUCUACCCUGAAGAAAUGAUCCAGACCGGUAUUUCUGCCAUUGAUGUUAUGAACUCGAUCGCUCGAGGGCAGAAAAUCCCGAUUUUCUCUGCCGCCGGUCUGCCGCACAACGAAAUCGCCGCCCAAAUUUGUAGGCAAGCUGGUCUUGUUAAAGUGCCCGGGAAGUCCGUACUGGAUGACCAUGAAGAUAAUUUCGCUAUUGUUUUCGCCGCUAUGGGUGUUAAUAUGGAAACUGCCCGAUUUUUCAAACAAGAUUUCGAAGAGAACGGCUCUAUGGAGAAUGUAUGUUUGUUCUUGAACUUGGCCAAUGAUCCAACCAUUGAGAGAAUUAUUACGCCACGGUUGGCCCUCACAGCCGCCGAAUUUAUGGCCUACCAAUGCGAGAAACACGUACUUGUGAUCUUGACCGACAUGUCUUCGUACGCUGAGGCCUUGCGUGAGGUAUCCGCUGCCCGUGAAGAGGUGCCCGGCCGUCGUGGUUUCCCCGGUUACAUGUACACCGAUUUGGCCACGAUUUACGAGCGCGCCGGUCGUGUCGAGGGCAGAAACGGCUCAAUCACCCAAAUUCCUAUCCUUACUAUGCCUAACGACGAUAUCACCCAUCCUAUUCCCGACUUGACUGGUUACAUUACCGAAGGACAAAUCUACGUCGACCGUCAGUUGCACAACAGACAGAUCUAUCCGCCAAUCAACGUGCUGCCCUCCUUGUCGCGUCUGAUGAAAUCUGCCAUCGGCGAAGGAAUGACCAGGAAGGACCACUCCGACGUUUCCAAUCAAUUGUAUGCUUGCUACGCCAUCGGUAAGGACGUGCAAGCCAUGAAGGCCGUCGUGGGUGAAGAGGCCCUCACGCCUGACGAUCUCCUGUAUUUGGAGUUCUUGUCCAAGUUCGAGAAGAAUUUCAUCACGCAGGGAAGUUACGAGAACCGCACCGUUUUCGAGUCGUUGGACAUUGGCUGGCAAUUGCUCCGCAUUUUCCCGAAGGAGAUGUUGAAGCGUAUUCCUGCAGCCACCUUGGCCGAGUUUUACCCAAGGGACUCACGCCAUUAGUUUUUGUUACGAUCCUGAUAGGUUUGUUUUAAAAAUCCACUUAUUUUUAGCCAUUUCUUUGGGCCAUUAUGGUGCAAUUUUGUAAAUACCAAAAAACGUAUCGUACUUCAUUUUUCCUUCAUUUGUUGUAUAUUGUAAAUUGAAAUUAUUACUCCUUAACAAUAAUUUUAAACAGUAGUACAAGACAAUAUGUAAAGUACCACGAUAGGCAUUGAUAUUACCCUUGUUAAAUAUGAAGCACAUUUUCUUUGCUAAGAAAUCAAAGUGGAAGCGCGACAUUCCAUUACUAUAAUUCUUGUUAUAAAUGUUGUAUAAAGCAAUACACCAACCAGCUUUCAGUAUUUUUAUUUUUAGUUGUACAUUACGCGGUGAAUGGAAAUUGCUAGCAUUCGACAACUCUUUCGGUGUUAAUAUCUAUAAGUAAACAACCUUAUGUCUAGACUAGUGUAAAAAAUGUGAAUAAAUGUAUGAUGUUACAGUUUUAGAUUUUGUCAUAUUCUAUGCCUUGUUUUAUUAGAAUGAAGUCACGUGUUUUAUGUAAAAUAUUGUUGAAUAAAUGCUGUACAAAUA